AUGGAUCCCGCGGCCGCCUCCCGGCCCCCCGCCCGCCGGCCCCGCGCCCUGCCGCGGAUGCUGCUGGCGUCCGCGGCGCGGACGCUGCUGUGGCUCGGUCCCGUCUACCUGGCGGGGUACCUGGGGCUGAGCGGCAGCUGGGUGCUGCUGGGGCUGGCGCUGUGGCUGUGCUGGGGACACAACCGGCGGUGGAAGCGCGGCCGGCUCGCAGCCGCCUUCGCGCUGCUGGAGGACGAGCGGGAGGCGGUGUGCCGGGGCCUGGCCGCCCGGCACCUGCCGGCUUGGGUUCACUUCCCUGAUGUUGAGCGGGUGGAAUGGCUGAACAAGGUUCUCGUACAGGCUUGGCCAUACUUUGGGACAGUCAUGGAAAAGGCAUUUAAAGAAGUUCUUGAACCAAAGAUCAGAGCAAAGAAUGUACAUCUGAAAACAUGCACCUUUACCAAGAUCCACUUUGGUGAGAAGUGCCCUAGAAUCAAUGGAAUAAAAGCCUACACCAAGGAAAUCAACAGAAGACAAGUUAUCCUGGACCUGCAGAUAUGUUAUGUAGGGGACUGUGAGAUUCACAUGGACAUAUCAAAAUUCAAUCUGGGAGUGAAAGGUGUACAGUUGUACGGGACGUUGCGGGUGAUACUGGAACCUCUUCUUACUGAUGCCCCUUUUGUUGGAGCAGUGACCUUGUUCUUUAUGCAGAAGCCGCACUUGGAAAUCAACUGGGCGGGCAUGAGCAACCUCCUGGAUGUCCCAGGGAUUAAUGUAAUAUCAGACUCAUUAAUUCAAGACUUCAUUGCUGCACGGCUGGUUCUCCCAAACAGGAUCACAGUGCCUCUGAAAAAGAACAUGAACAUUGCCCACUUGAGGUUCCCUAUCCCACAUGGAGUAAUAAGGGUUCAUCUGCUGGAAGCUGAAAACCUUGUUCAGAAAGACAGUUUCCUUGGUGCAAUCAGGGGGAAGUCUGACCCGUAUGCGCUGCUUCGCGUUGGCACAGUGCAGUAUCGAAGCAAGACAGUUUCCAGGGAUCUUAAUCCUAUUUGGAAUGAGACAUUUGAGUUUGUUGUUCAUGAAAUGCCUGGUCAAGACUUAGAAGUGGACUUGUAUGAUGAAGAUCCAGAUAAAGAUGACUUUAUGGGCAGCUUGCUUAUAAGCCUAGUGGAUGUAAUGAGUGACAGAACUGUUGAUGAGUGGUUUCCCUUAAGUAAGACAGCAAGUGGACACUUGCAUUUAAAACUGGAGUGGCUUUCGCUAGUAAAUGACCAAGAAAAACUGCACGAGGAUAAGAAGGGUCUGUCUACAGCUAUUCUGAUAGUCUACUUGGACAGUGCCUUCAACCUUCCAAAAAACCACUUUGAGUAUUCCAAUGGUGACUGUGGAGCAAAGAAGAUCAAAAAUAACAAGUACCUCAAGAAGAUGGAACGAGAACCUUCCUCCUUCGUCCUGCUCACAGUAGGAAACAAGACUCACAAAAGCAAGACCUGCAAUUUCAGCAAAGAUCCCACAUGGGGCCAGGCUUUCACCUUCUUUGUCCACAGUGCUCAUUCCCAGUCACUCCAUGUUGAGAUAAAAGACAAGGAUCGAGACAGUGCCCUGGGAACUUCUGUGGUGUGCCUCUCCCAUUUACUUAAGGACCCCAACAUGACUCUGGAUCAGAGGUUUCAGCUGGAUCACUCCAGUUCAGACAGCUUCGUUAAGAUGAAACUUGUGCUGCGGGCCUUGAAUGUUGAAGAACCUGAUCCACAAAGAGUCAAGGCUGGUGUAGGUGCCUCGAAGCAGGGUCCUGUGUGUGGCCUGGAGAAGGGGGGGAACCACCAUAAGUUUGCCUCCCCACCAAAAGCAGAAGUCUCAAAAGUACCCCCAGUGAGCAAAGACUCUGCAGAACCUGAAUCUCUGCCAAAACAGAAUGGCAAGGAAGACCCAGACACAAAUGGCAGCUCAGCAGAACCAAGUGAAACUGUUUCUGGCCUUAAUGAGACAGAGUGUGAGAACAAUGCAGAGCAUCACCCAUCGUCAGUGCCACUGCUCACCAGAGUGGGAGCUGUGCCCACGCUGCCGGUCGUGCAGGAAAUGAGGCUCGCGCCCAGUGUGGCUUCACUGGGCUCUCUGCCUUCUUCUUGCUUUGAAUUAAGUAGCAGCAAUCUGGAACUUCACAAUGGGACCCAGAUGCCUCUUGGUGAGAUCCAGCUGACGGUGCGCUAUGCAUCUGUUCGGCAGAGCCUGGUCGUGCUGGUCAACAGCUGCAGAAACUUGGUACCCUCUUCCAAUCGUGGGGUAGAUCCAUAUGUUCGCAUCUACCUGCUCCCAGACAGAAGGUGGACAAGCAGGAAGAAGACUUCCAUUAAGAAGAAAACUCUGAACCCCCAAUACGAUGAAAAGUUUGAAUUUUUUGAAUCUUUGGAAGAUGUCAAGAAAAGGACACUGGACAUUGCAGUGAAGAACAGCAGGCACUUCAUGUCCCAGGACAGGAAGGAGCUGGGGAAGGUGCGGAUUGACUUGUCGCAGGAGGAUUUAAUAAAGGGCUUUGCACAGUGGUAUGAGCUGACCAGGAGCAGACGCAAGAAGUGAAUGAGUGAUUCCUUCUCAUGUACAGAAGUUGCUAAUUUCUCAGCUUUCUAUGAAUGUACAUAUGUCUUUUGUAAGUAAUGUGUUUUGAACAGUCACUGCACAUUUGAAGCAGUCCCCAGCUCAGGAUGUGUACAUUUAAUGAUCAUACUCAGACAUUAGUUCUCACUGAAGUAAACAAACGCAGCCAACCCCACUGGGAAUAAUUUGUCCCUAAAUAAGAAAUCCCUUAUUUUUGCUGUUUCUGGCAUAUCUUCCCCCAAGGGCCCUGAAGUAGGAACACUCUCCUGAGGAAGUGUUGGACCUGGAGCCCUUUUAGACUGUCAGCAAAGUGUCAUUACUUCACUUGGCAGUUUCACUUCCCCAGGAUCCUUGUUCAUGUUGUUUUAACAUGAAAAUCAUAGUACUUGUGUUUUAAACAGCAUUCUUCAUCUGUAGGGCUACAGAAACUGUUGAAAGAGACUGUUUAAGACUCGAAUAGCAAUUGGUUUUGGAGAAACUAAUUGGAUACUCCACUGUUCAGAGGUAUCUCAGUGGUGUGGCUGCAGGUCUGUGCAGAAUGAGCUGCCAAAAGCAGGGAGUUGAGUUUACCACCCCAUCAUUAAGGUUUGUGAUGCCUUUUGUUCUUUGUUACAGUACAUUUCAAAGUCUUGUAAACCUUGAGAGUAAAUCAUUCUGCCUGAGGAACAGCAGAGUUUUGUAAACUAAAGCUUUAUUAAUAAAUCAGAGCAAAA
Molecule: messenger RNA, 3287 nt
Organism: Colius striatus (speckled mousebird)
Lineage: Eukaryota; Metazoa; Chordata; Aves; Coliiformes; Coliidae
Gene: ESYT3
Product: extended synaptotagmin 3
Exons: 23
Coding region: 1-2556 (851 amino acids)
Biological process (GO): lipid transport
Molecular function (GO): lipid binding
Source: RefSeq, a predicted model, not a curated record